AUGCGAUUAUCUAUUGAAGCUGAUAAAGACACUCCAAGCAAAAUUCAUGCAAAUCUGCUUGCAUAUCAGAAUGCACCUGUCAGAGAAGAAGAAGAAGAGAACUACAAGUUGGCUACACUGUCAAAGAUAGAAAUUUCCACGGAGGAAUUGAAGACAAACUGCAGUGUUGAUAUUUGUGUAUACAGUGAAAAUCGUCGAAUUCUUAUUGAAGAAAGUAAUCGUCAACUUGCUCUAUGGAUGGGGAGAAUUUGCAAAGAGAAGCUACAAUGUCGCGUCCCAGUCAAACUACAGAUUCCAGUGUCAACUCCAUUAUUAUCAUCCAUGGAAAGGAAUAGUACCUACACGAUAGAGACACCUUUUGGAUUCUCAGUUUGUCCAGUUGGUUCAGUUGCAUUAGUUUCUUGUAUCAAUGAAGAAAAGGUUGAUAGCGAAGACGUUUUAUCAUCAUCAUCAUCAUCGAAGCCUACAGCUGAUACUGACAAUCGUGUUAGUGAUAACCUUCAUUUAGUAGACGAGGAGAUGAAGCUGAAAGUCAAGGAUAUUGUCCCUGAAGGCGAUACUCUGGUGACUGAGAAUCAACAUUUACUCAAUGAAGUUUUCGUCUACAGACAAGCGACUAAUCGUGGCUUCGUCUCAUUUUCUAUCACAAAAUCUACAAUGAAUGCCGAGAGUCCUCCUAGUUAUCUAAGUCAAAUGGAACAAGAGUUGUGUAGUAGUAGUGGGACUGUUAAAGUGGGGCUAGACGUCACCACUCAAAAUGACUGUAUUGAUCUGUCAGUUAUCGAAAAAUCAAUUCUACUGAUUGAGGAGUUUGCGAAUUCACCAACAAGCGGAGAUCAGAUCGUUUUGGUUGUCGAAGACAUAACACCUCAAGAUGUGAGUAAUGAUGAAGGCAUCAUCAACUGUGAAGUCGACGCAAUUCCCUGUCAUAUUCUACGGAGUCCUAAAAGACUUUCACCGCUUUUUAUAAAAUUGCAUUAUAAUACAGAUUUGAGCAAUUCACAGUAA
Messenger RNA from Trichobilharzia szidati, 1008 nucleotides. The record is from the annotation of a GenBank genome assembly. Lineage: Eukaryota; Metazoa; Platyhelminthes; Trematoda; Strigeidida; Schistosomatidae.